AUGUUCUAUACCAAGCCAAGUGAGCUGCCGACUCAUGAUAAGGAGAAAGGCUAUAAACACGAAUCUGAACCACCUAUGUACGAACGAUUGGAUGACCGAAGUGAUGAAUUGAAGAAGCGGUUGGAAGACCUGAGACAGGAAAUACAAGAAGCUAAAGUGGAUUGGUACGUCGUACCAAGUGAGGAUGAACAUCAGUCCGAGGAAGUAGCUGAUUCUGAGAAGAGGAGAGAAUGGAUAUCUGGAUUUACCGGUUCAGCGGGAACAGUGGUAAUCCCUUCAUCAUCCAUCGAUUCGCCAGCGCUCUUAUUUGUAGACUCAAGAUACUGGAUUCAGGCAGAACAGCAAAUCGUAGAAGGAUGGAAAGUUGUCAGAGUAGGAGCGAAUGGAGGAAGUGGGAAGGAUGCUGUCGUUGGAGGAUGGGUAGAGUGGGCUACAAGAGAAGUCGAAGAUGGCUCAAGGAUUGGGAUAGAUCCGAAGCUUAUAUCGCUAGCUCUGGCUCGCUCACUCACAUCACGUCUCGAUAAUUCCGAUUCCUCCACCCAACUCAUUGCUCUAAAUUCAAACCUCGUCGAUCGAAUUCGAGAUGUUCCUCCUAGAUCACUAGGUCCACUUGUAUCAUAUCCCUUGAAAUUCUCUGGAGAAGAUACAUCUUCUAAAUUAUCUCGAGUACGAUCAUCUUUAUCAGAUCAUCUCACUUCAACAGAUAGUCAUCAAGCUCGAACGACGACUACCAAAACAGUAGACUGGGUGUACAUCUUACCUACCUUACCUGCAAUAGCCUGGGUUCUUAAUUAUAGGUGUAUAACCGAUGUCCCUUUUUGUCCGGUCGCUUUCGCAUAUCUAGUCAUAACGCCACAAGAGUGUACGGUUUUCGUCGAUGAAAGGAAGAUCGAAGAUGAGGACUUGAAAAUGGAAUGGGAAAAAGCUGACAUACAAGUAAGACCUUAUGGUGCGAAGGAAUUGGGGGACUUCGUAAAAGAAUAUAUCGGAAGCGAUGGUUCCGAUAAAAAGAAAUUCAGGAUGUGGGCUCCAAGGGAAUGUAGUUGGGCUAUAGAAGAAUCUUGCUCUCCUUGCAAGAUAGAAGUCAUACCUUGUCCUGUAGAUAAGCUGAAAGGAGUCAAGAAUGAAACGGAACAACAAGGUUUUAGGAAUGCCUAUUUGAGAGAUGGAAGAGCAAUGGUUCGAUGGAUUGCAUGGCUUGAGAACAUGUUACUGAAAGAGAAUAAAAAGAUUGGUGAAUGGGCUGCUGCUCAGACCCUGACGAGAUACAGAGCAAAGGAAGACUUGUUCGCAGGUUUGGCGUAUGAUGAUAUAUCCGCUUCCGGGCCUCAUGGUGCUUUGCCGCAUUAUGCGCCCAAACGAGGUCAGGAUAGCUUGAUUGAUAUUGAUUCUACAUAUGUCAUUGAUUCCGGAGCACAAUACCAAGAUGGAACAAUCGACACGACCCGAACCCUUUACUUUGGCAAAUCUCCUUCGGCUGAGAUCAAGCGAGCCUAUACUAGGGUAUUGCAAGGUCAUCUAGCAGUCAGUACUGCGAUAUUCCCUAGAGGUGUAUCAGCAGAUAGAUUGAAUAUGCUUGCCAGAAAUCCACUGUAUCAGGAUGGCUUGGACUUUGGUCAUGGAAUAGGACAUGGUAUAGGCACUUAUCUUGCUGUUCACGAGAAUCCGAUCUUCCCCCGAGACGCAGCAUUCGAACCAGGUAAUAUCACCAGUAUUGAACCUGGGUACUACAAAGAGGGAGAAUGGGGAAUAAGGAUUGAAUCUGUCAUCAUAUGCAAGCCUGUUGAGACACUCAACGACACAUCAGGCAGAUUCCUUUCUUUCGAACGCGUGACACAAGUCCCGAUCCAGACUUCUUUAGUGGAUUAUAAACUCUUAACCAAAUCUGAGAUCCGAUGGCUGAAUGAUCACAACACCUCCGUACAAGAUAAUCUGCUGCCUUUACUUCAAGACGACCAAGAUGCCCAAACUAGAGAUUGGUUGAAAAAGAAUUGUAAACCUAAGAAGAUAUGGCCUUGGACUGGCGCAUGA
Molecule: messenger RNA, 2031 nt
Organism: Kwoniella shivajii
Lineage: Eukaryota; Fungi; Basidiomycota; Tremellomycetes; Tremellales; Cryptococcaceae
Exons: 15
Coding region: 1-2031 (676 amino acids)
Source: RefSeq, a predicted model, not a curated record